CCACGACCGCUUGCUGACGCCUUCCCCUCCCGACUCUCGACACAUCGCGCGCGCUACUCGUUCCGCGACCCACCUUACACCUACGACUUCGUUCCGUUCGUCUCACAGAUCAUGGUGGGUAUCGUCGUCGGUCGCGUGAAGGAUUGUAAAGGACUCCGAAGGAGACCAGCAGAAGGGAGGAGCCAUGACAGAGGCUGAGUUCACUUCCAACGAGGAGGCUGCCGCCAAGAAGGCUUCGCGCUCGUUCAAGAAGUACUCGUACCGUGGCGUCGAGCUUGACCAGCUCCUCGACCUCUCGAACGAGGCGUUCAUCGAGAUCGUGCACGCCCGUGCCCGCCGUCGCUUCCAGCGUGGCCUGAAGUCGCGCCCCAUGCGCCUCAUCAAGAAGCUCCGCAAGGCCAAGAAGGAGGCUGGCCCCAACUCGAAGCCCCAGAUCGUCAAGACCCACCUCCGUGACAUGAUCAUCGUCCCCGAGAUGAUCGGCUCGGUUGUUGGUGUCUACAACGGCAAGAGCUUCACCACCGUUGACAUCAAGCCCGAGAUGACUGGCCACUACCUCGGCGAGUUCUCGAUCACCUACAAGCCCGUCGGCCACGGCCGUGGUGCUAACAUGGCCAACUCCCGGUUCGUCCCGCUCUCGUAAGCUUUCUGCUUAGGGGUUUAGGCUUGUACGACGUAUGGAUGCAUCCGCUCGCCAUCUGAGCGCAGAUUGCGGUAGAAUGGAUCCGCUGAUGGCCCAUGAGGCCUGGCAGAAGAAGUGCUUCUGAUGGUGGCUGAAGUGAAGUCCGAUCGUCAAACUUGCGGUAUGUUAGUGAAGGGCUGUGCCGGUGGAGUGAUCUGCGUUGUCAUGGACGUCCGACAUAUCUCUCAUCGUUGACUGGGAUUGCGAAGCUGCCCCACGAGCGGACGGUCUGUCUCCUCCCGACAACUGGCACUUCUUAUGCAUAUUUC
Molecule: messenger RNA, 951 nt
Organism: Cutaneotrichosporon oleaginosum
Lineage: Eukaryota; Fungi; Basidiomycota; Tremellomycetes; Trichosporonales; Trichosporonaceae
Source: RefSeq, a predicted model, not a curated record